Messenger RNA from Galleria mellonella (greater wax moth), 2665 nucleotides. Its product is annotated as TWiK family of potassium channels protein 9-like. The record is from RefSeq and is a predicted model, not a curated record. Gene Ontology annotation, biological process: stabilization of membrane potential; potassium ion transmembrane transport. NCBI's taxonomy places the organism in Eukaryota, Metazoa, Arthropoda, Insecta, Lepidoptera, Pyralidae. Gene Ontology annotation, molecular function: potassium ion leak channel activity. Bases 596 to 2134 code for a protein of 512 amino acids. Gene Ontology annotation, cellular component: membrane. The transcript has 9 exons.
GCGAAGGGCAAGCUCUUACCGGGAGGUCGCCUCUUCUAGCGUCGAUAAAUUCCAAUAAUCCGUUGUUAUCGUAACCGUAGUGUUUUGUGUGUGUAGUGAUGUUGUAUUAUAUGUGGUUGUGAUUACUAAGAUAAUGUAAGACAAUCCAGACUGGAGAUUAAUAAGUACUUGUAAUUAUAUGAAAUAGACUAAGGGUUUUCUCAAAAUUAAUAUAAAGUUUUCUAAUUAAAAAGUUAAGUGAUAGACACUCGUGUAAUAUCUAGAUAAUAAUUGUAUUGUCUAACAACAGUUUAAGAUAGUAAUCAGAGUUGCAAGCUUUUAUGACAAACGAGAGGUAAUUUAGGAAAUCUGCUGUCGCCAUUACGGUAACAACUUUGGCGUCGCUCCAAAAGUCACAAAGUCACCUCCCACUUUAAUAAGAACGCUUGUGUCUGGCUGGAUUCCAACGUACGAGUACAAAGUUUACGCCAGAUGCCUCAAUAAACCGAUUUGAUAAGAAAAGACGCUAAAGUACAGACAUACUGUAGAUACUUAUAAAGGCUUGGAGAAGAUGACGUCACUGAAUGAAGGUAGAAGGUAACAAUUGUACCCGAAAAUGGAUAUAGAUCAUGUUAUACUGGAUAAAGAGGCUAUCAACAGAUUCGAACAGUAUACAUUGGCAAAGCCUUCGCUUAAUGGGGGAAUACCUUUGGAUAGAUGCCAGGAAACCGAGUCGGUGGCAUCUAAUAGCAGAAAGAGAACACAAACUUCGCGCCAGAAAGUUGUUUGUUGUUUUUGUUUUAAAACAACCAAGUAUAGAAGAAAACAAUUUAUUAUCGGUUCCCUUACAAAUAUCGUGAUAUUCUCUAUUUUAUUGGCAUAUACGUUUAUGGGAUCAUUCAUAUUUUUAGCUAUUGAAGGUGGGACAGAAAUGCCAGUUAGACCUCGUUUAUUGCCAGAUCGACACAAAAUAAAUCAUAAAGAGCAGAAUAAUACAAACAGAAAGAAUACGGAAGAUGAUUAUGAGUAUGGUAAUUUAACACUCUCAGCAAACUAUUUCUGGGAUGCUAGGAGUAAAGCAGUAGAAAAUAUCUGGGAGAUAACCGUAUCGUUGAAUAUUUUGUACCGAGAAAAUUGGACUAGAUUGGCUGCACAAGAGAUUUUAAAGUUUCAAAACGAGCUCGUACAGCGUGUUACAACUGAAAUGGCAACACAAUAUGGAGUAAGCUACAGAGAGAUGGCCCUGGGAGAAUUUAGCGGAGGUGACGUUAAUAAUCACUAUGAGGAACACGAAUGGAAUUUGGCGCUUGCAUUUUUUUAUUCACUGACGGUAUUGACAACAAUAGGCUAUGGAAAUAUUGCGCCAAGAACAAUUCUCGGAAAAGGCAUUACUAUACUUUAUGCUCUCAUCGGCAUACCCUUAACACUUGUAUACUUGUCAAGCGUCGGUUCUUUGUUAUCAAAAAUGGCUCGGAGUGUCUUCAGUCGUGCAUUGUGCUGCUGCCUUUGUUCAAAUUGUGGUUACUGCUGCUAUGAUGAAAGAAGAAUGGCUGAAAAGGAAAGACGAAUGAAACUUAAAAGACAACAAGAAGAAAUGCUUAAUAGUCAGAAUACAAGCAAGACACCGACAGAAGAAUGUUAUGUUUUGAAACCUGACAGCCAAAAAGAUUUAUCGAUAUCAGAAAGACCAACAACGAGUACUGCUAAAGAUGACAUUAUAAGUUGGCCAGACACAGACUCCAAAUUAUCCAUGCAUGGAUUAAGUAUACUAGCCCCAGUUUUACUUUGUCUGGCUGCAAUAUUUAUUUACAUUACUAUAGGAGCCAUAGUUCUUUAUAAGUUAGACAAUAUGAGUAUUAUAGAUGGAUUUUACUUUUGUUUUAUGGCAUUAAGUACCAUUGGAUUUGGAAAUAUAAUCCCUGGUAUGAGCUACACAACUAUAAGUGGUGUUAGAUAUUAUACAAUAAAUUCUGUAACUUUGUGGUUUUGUUCUGCGUAUACAUUGACAGGACUAGCAUUAACAGCUAUGUGUUUCGGUGUUAUACAUGAUGAAAUAAUUUAUAGAAUAAAGCAUCAACAAAAAGAAUGGUCGCAAAAAAGCAAUACAGUCAAUGACGAAGUAAAUUUAAACGAUCCAUUUUAUAUGAAUUCUUGACAAAUGUACAAUAAAGGUAAAACGGAAAAUUUGUACAGCAUUAUGGAGGAUAACUCUGUAGUAGAACGUAAUAGGAUAGAAAUUGACAAUAGGGAGGUAGUACUUAGUGUAGAUGAUAUGUCGACGGCAUUGGAUUCUAAUGCAGAGUUCCCUCCACCCCCUCCUGAAGAAGAAAUAGUAGCGAUUGUGACUAAGAAAGAGCCGAAGGGUUUUGGUAAUAUGGUAGCAUACAAUGCAUUACCAGAAAUGCUUGAACACGUCAACACAUAAACGAGAAGACUCAUUGAGUUUUCAGAUAUUUUUUAUCAGUUAUAAACUAUUUAUUUUAUGGGCUGUGAAUCGUUCAUUUUGUAUCUAUGUAACAAUAUCAUUGGAUUUCUCGAAUUUAAUUUUUAAUAAUUUUACGUGUGUAAUUGUAAAUUUUGUAAAUAUUGUAAUUAUUACAUCUUUAUAGGUAUCUAUUAUUAAUGAAAAUUGAAUGAUGUCUAACAUCUUUUAUCUAAAUCUUACUGUCAACUGUUAAUAUCAAAA